Molecule: messenger RNA, 1132 nt
Organism: Fusarium odoratissimum NRRL 54006
Lineage: Eukaryota; Fungi; Ascomycota; Sordariomycetes; Hypocreales; Nectriaceae
Exons: 9
Coding region: 143-1132 (329 amino acids)
Molecular function (GO): methyltransferase activity
Source: RefSeq, a predicted model, not a curated record
CGAGAGAGAACAAUGUAGUCGUUCGAAAGUCUGAUUGGCCAUCGUUCACGUGGCAAAAAUCUCGCUGCGGUAUUAAAAUCUGGUUGCCUCGAUAUUUCUCUCGUGACGCAUUACUCAAAGACGAGAGAGUCUAAUCGACAAAAUGGCAGCAAACGAUGAUGGACCUAUCGUGGCACCCGACGAAGAUGUCCAAGACGACCGCGACUCAUCAAUUGGAGAUGAUGCGACAUCAUCGACAGCAAGUUUGAACAGCUCAAUCCUCGACUUUCGUCACGAAAACGGAAGAACAUAUCAUGCAUACAAGGAUGGAAAAUAUCAUCUUCCCAAUGAUGAGCGUGAAAAUGACAGGCUAGACUUGCAGCAUAAUUUAUUCCUCCUCACUUUUGAUAACAAACUUGGUCUUUCACCUCCAAACCUUCCUGAUUCCAAGGUCAAGCGCGUCUUGGACUUGGGAACUGGAACGGGAAUAUGGGCAAUAGACUUUGGUGAUGAUCAUCCCGAAGCCGAGGUUACCGGCGUCGAUCUAUCUCCUAUCCAGCCCACUAGCGUUCCGCCCAACGUUCGGUUCCUCAUUGAUGACAUUCAUGAGCAAUGGGACUUUUCUAAGCCCUUCGAUUAUAUACAUAGCAGGAUGAUGAAUUUCAGUAUCCCCAAUUGGCCAGAGUACUUGAACAAGAUCUACCAAAACCUCGCUCCUGGGGGCUAUGUCGAGAUCCAAGAGAUCGACGUGAUGAUGAAGUCUGACGACGGCACGCUUGGCGACGACAGUGCAAUCAUGAAGUGGAGUAAUCUAUUGAACGAGGCCUCCGUCAAGCUGCAACAAGCUUACAAAAAGAUUGACGAGUUCAAAGACAUGAUGGCCGAAGCAGGGUUUACCGAAAUUGUCGACAUGCGUUUCAAAUGGCCGACAAACCACUGGCCAAAGGAUAAGAAGUACAAAGAGCUUGGGGUAUGGAACAACCAAAAUAUUGCCAUCGCUCUGGAUUCAUUGACUAUAGCACCAUUUACGAGAGCCCAUGGUUGGUCUGUUGAAGAGGUCCAUAUUUUUCUGUCAAGUGUGAGAAAAGAUCUUAACAACCCAAAGAUACAUGGGUAUUGGCCAAUCUGCUCCGUUUAUGGAAGAAAGCCUUGA